AUGGCUGUGUUCAGGUGCCACCUGUGCAAACGCCUCGUUUCCAAGUCAAACGCCGCGCGGCAUCGGCGCAGCUCGCAAUGCUUGCUGUGGUCGCUGCGGCGGGGGGACAUGUCGAGGGCGUUGCAGGCUACGCGGGCGUCGAGUAAUUAUCGGCGCAUGCUCACCCGUGGGCUCUCUGCGUUCCAGCUCUUUUUGAAGGGCAACGUGGAGAUGCAGCGCACGCCACGGCGCCUGAGAGCUUACAGCGGCGCCUUCGUGCCCUUUUGCCCUCGGGCAGGCGGCAUGGGCGUGGGGGGGGGCGUCAGGGCGUUCAAAGAUCUCACGGUCGGCGUGGCCCGGGAUCGCCGUUUGGAUUUCUUUCGUGCUGGAGCCACCUACCUGUUCUUGAAGGCCAGCUCCGUGCGGAAGCUCCGUUUGGCGAGGAUGUGCGUGUGGGGCGUCGCCCAAAAGGCUACCGUGAAGUCCAAACUGCUUGCCAUGCGUCGUGCUGGGGAGCAGCCCUUCAACAUGCGGAUUUUGGCCAACGUCUACGCGAGCCCCAACGGCGGCACUGCCCGGAGGGCUGCCGUGAAGGUCAAUGGCGCGCUGAAGAUCCUCGACGCCCUCUGGCAGAGAGCGCAGGUUCUGUAG
This is a messenger RNA of Prorocentrum cordatum, 630 nucleotides long. The record is from the annotation of a GenBank genome assembly. Lineage: Eukaryota; Dinophyceae; Prorocentrales; Prorocentraceae.